Phoenix dactylifera (date palm) is the source of this 609-nucleotide messenger RNA. RefSeq names its product GAG1At protein. Lineage: Eukaryota; Viridiplantae; Streptophyta; Magnoliopsida; Arecales; Arecaceae. The record is from RefSeq and is a predicted model, not a curated record.
UCGGAAGGCCUCGAGUCUUGACUCCUCUCGACGUCUGAGAAAUAGCGGGGAAGCAAAAGGAAAUGAGCGGCGGCGGCGGCGGCGGCGGCGGCGGCCCGGGGUUCAGGUCCCGAGUGGAGCACUACCUCUAUAGCGGCGAUAAGAAGCACGUUCUCGCCGGCAUCGCCGUCAUCUCCGUCGUCUUCGGUAUCCCAUGGUUCUUCAUGAAUCGAGGAACAAAGCAUCAGUCCCACCAAGAUUACGUGGAAAAAGCUAGCCAAGCUCGGAGUGAACGGCUUUCUUCUGGUCAAUCAUCUCUUAAAUAAUGCAAUGAGUGGCAUAGAUAAUUGUCAUCUUUGAUGUGCAUCUUUUUAUACACUGUGACCAUGUCUCUUGGAAAAACGGGACCUUGGUGUUUCUCUAUCUCAAGAGACAAUCCGUGUUCUGAUUUGGCUGAAGCAAAUAUUUAUUUUUAUUUGAUGUCAAGUUACGGCUUUUUAUGACUACUAAAUGAAUAAGAGAGAUGGAGUUGGUGUUUAUAGGUUUAGAAUGUAACCUCAAAAAUGCUACUUUCAUGACAAUCUGAUAUCUGAACGUAUAUGAUUGCAUUUGGUUCAGACAUUAUUUUUC